Stegastes partitus (bicolor damselfish) is the source of this 2760-nucleotide messenger RNA. RefSeq names its product coiled-coil domain containing 126 (gene ccdc126). Gene Ontology annotation, cellular component: membrane. The transcript is spliced from 3 exons. Lineage: Eukaryota; Metazoa; Chordata; Actinopteri; Pomacentridae. The record is from RefSeq and is a predicted model, not a curated record. The coding region runs from base 705 to 1184 and encodes 159 amino acids.
UCAGCGCAGUUGCACGCUUGGAAUUCUAGCUGCCGACUUUUUUUUUUUUUUUAUUGGUUUCAAGGACCUCGUCGUUUUUCCGGACAGCGGAGAAACACGGCGUAAUGACUGGCCGGGCGAAAAGACACCUUACCAUGAAGCGGGACGGCUGAACUUUUUCCUCAGCGGGUUGUUCAGGAUAUCUCCCCGGUGGCGGCAGCAACAACAGCCCAGGGUUGCCAAACAACAAGCAUCAUUCAGUGUCAGCCAACGGCAGCGGCUGGAGCUCACUGUCGUCUCGUCCCCGCUUCUCCGCAGCCUGUAAAUUUCCGCUUCAGUCUCGAGGUAGCUACCCAGACAACACACUGGGCACAGCCAACAAUGUCUGCAGACCCUCUGGCUGAUCACCCAGUCGACGCUGGUGAUUUGGUGUUAGACAUCAUGCAGCCAAAGCACCUUUCCAAAAACCCCUGACUGCUGGGGUGUAUGGGCGUCCUUCCUUCCGGUUGCACUUCUGUUGCUCAACACGCUCUCAUCUCCUCCUAGGAGGGGCAGGAUGUUUUAAGAAUGCUACGUAGCGGACUUUAACCUCUGAUCUCUUUGUGGAUAAGGACAGCACGCUGUCACAUUGCUUACCACGUUACUGGUAUCUCAACAUACAAGACAAGACAUUCAGCCUCAGACCAGGCCUGUCUAGCCCCCUUCAGUUUCACCACCCCAGUACCAUGCUGGGUGCACUACUGCGGAGGAACAUGUCCCAGAAGCUAAGUGUGCUGCUGCUGGUAUUCGGCCUGGCAUGGGGACUUAUGCUGCUGCGAUACACUGUGCAGCAGCCUCGCCAUCAAAGCAGCGCUGAGUUGCGUGAGCAGAUACUGGAGCUUAGCAGGCGAUAUGUCAAAGUCCUGACAGAGGAGAACCAGAAUGCGCCAGGUGGGCCACAGGGAACCUCCAUGGCUGGUUAUGCUGAUCUGAAGAGGACUAUUGCUGUGUUACUGGAUGACAUUCUGACGCGACUGGUCAAACUGGAGGGGAAAAUUGAAUUGGUGGCCAAUGCCUCUUCCACAAACACCUCCCACACUGCAGGGGGCAUCUUAGCCUCCGCUCCCGCUGCCCUGCAGAAAGCUUCAAGGCAGGAGACACCAGGCAGCCACCCAGGGACGUCACGCCUCCAUCCACACGUCCCCAAUAGGCGUCGACCACAUUGAGAAGGAUCGUUUUGAUAGACAUAUCAAUUUUUUGUUUUUCAGCACAUUACACUUUUUCAUCACUUCCGCUGAUGAAAUGACAUCAGACUAAUGAAGCAAUAGGGAUAAUUCUGGACAUCCACUGGCUUGAAAAGCAGGAUGCACCUCUGAAAUGUUCUGCCAUUUCAAAGAGAAGAAAGAGAACCUCUCUAAUCUCCGGCCUAUCAUAUGCUGAUAUUUAUUUUUUUUACUGAGACUAUCCAGCACUUGUUUUUUUUUUUUUAUAUUUUCAUUGCUGAAUUUAUUUUACUUAAAUUUUUAGUUUUUUAUAGAGUCAUGUUUGAAUGUUGUGACUGUUUAAGCAAAUGCAAAGGAGCAAAUGCUUUGAACUGAGACUCAAUUUCAAACGCUUAAUCAUGAAACUGGCUUUAAAUCGUCCCCAUCCACAGAUAAACCAUUAUACAAUACUGCUUCAACAUAUCAAAAUACUGAACUAAACUCAUGAUAGUUAGGAAUAGCUGCAUUUUAGUUUCUAGCUGGCACGAUUGCUAAAUACUCUAAGAAUAAGACUCCUCUUUUAGCACACACAUAUUAAGGAUUCUAAGAAUAAACAAUUUAGUUCACUUGUAACAGAUAAUCCAAAGAAUAUUACUGCAAUCCAUCAGAAGGCAAUAUAAGUUUGUACGUGCUAUAUACAAUGUUUAUGGAGAAUAUGAAGGAACGAUGCCUAUUUGCCACUUGCAAACUCGUGUGAAAGUGUGUGUUUGCAUUGUCUCACUUGAAAUCCAAUGUUUCCCUCGCACCACGCUGAGAAAUGGAUUAAUUUAGAUGUUGCUGGAACAGAUUGAAUGUACUGUGCAGACAGUCUAGCCCUGCAGUGCUGGUAAGAUGACUGAUGUACUGCUUACACAUGUUCAGGGUUCAUGUUGCACUGUGACCAUAGAGAUUUUCUAAAAAUACUGGGUUCGUCCAACUUGGACUUAAGGGAUAUUUAAAGAGAGUGGAUUUUAGGUUUUGGAAUAUUCAUUCUUCCAGCCUUCCUGCUGCUCCUUAGCAUGGUUUCUGUAAUACUGAUAAAAGCUGGUAAAAUACCUCACCAUGUCCUGCCCAGAGGAAGGAAACCUGUAAUUUACUCAUCAUGAUGCUUAUUAACGUGAUGACUUUCUUCUGCCACAGAGAUGAGCGACACUUUUACCAACAUCAUGUGGGGAUUGUAUGAGACACAGUCAAUGUGGAUGAAAGACUAAAAUAUGAAGAAGAGAAUUCAUUAAAGCAUAAACCUUGCUGUGUAAGGUUGCUCCCAGAAAUGCAACUGUAUGUUAAGGUCGCUAGACUAAAUUAUUGAGUUGGGAUUUAACUGUGUCAACACUGAGUGAUGCCAUAAAUGUACCUUGCUUAUAUUGCUAAAGUAGAAAAUAUGAUGAGCCAGCCAGCUGCUGUGAUGAGAUAGCUUUACUAAUAAAUCCACCUCAUGGAAAAAUGAUUCUCUCCCCAUUUAAACCAGUUUUAUGCCAGAUUCUUCACUUUUCCUAUUUCUAUAAAUGAAAUGUGUGUCUCUGAGAAGAUCUUUCGCACGGACGGAAAACCCCAACGAGUA